Corticium candelabrum is the source of this 2924-nucleotide messenger RNA. RefSeq names its product transforming growth factor-beta receptor-associated protein 1-like. The transcript is spliced from 29 exons. NCBI's taxonomy places the organism in Eukaryota, Metazoa, Porifera, Homoscleromorpha, Homosclerophorida, Plakinidae. The record is from RefSeq and is a predicted model, not a curated record. The coding region runs from base 136 to 2739 and encodes 867 amino acids. Gene Ontology annotation, biological process: intracellular protein transport; endosomal vesicle fusion; autophagy. Gene Ontology annotation, cellular component: cytoplasm; membrane.
AUUACCUCCUCGGUUGUGUCGUCGACAGGCUCGCAAGCAAUGCGCACACGUAUAUAGCGUUUGCCGUCGCUGAUCAAGUGACGUCGUUUCUAAAUCAGGGAAAUCUCGUUGAAAGUGGAAGGAAGAGGAAUUAGGAUGUCGUUGCAGGCGUUCGAUCUCGUUUACGUUAUCGAACAGUUUAUGGUCGAUAGGCCGAAGACGACGAUUGAAUGUAUGGAUUGUUAUGAAGACAGCUUGUACAUUGGGACUUCAGAUUGCUUUGUGAUGCACUACAAGAUACAAGAAACGAUUUCACCAACUGGGAAGAUUCAUUUUCGGAAUGUUGAACAAAGCAGAAAGAGUUUGGGAGCGAAGAAGGCUAUCAGUCAAAUUUUGCUCGCUCCCAUUCUCGGUCGUCUAUUAGUGCUGUUUGAUGGCACUCUCUUUUUGAUGAAAAUGAAUGGACUAGAGUUCAUUGAUUCUGGCUUGCGUCUCAGAAAUGUGACUGCCAUUUGUCGUAACGAAAGUCUCGACUCUUCAACUUACCUAAACUUUGAGGUUUGUGUUGCCGUUGCAAGAAAGAAAGCGAUUUCCAUCUACACUCUAACUGAUGAGAAGAUACUACCGAGCAGAGAAGUAACACUCUCGGACAGCAUCGUGCAAAUGGUCCGCGACGGUCCCACUGUUUGUCUCGCAUUAACAGGAGAAUACUGCCUCGUUAACAUUCACACUGAAACGAAAAGUGAGAUUUGCCCGUUGAAUACGGAAAUGUAUCGGCCUGUUAUGAAACGUGUUAACACGAGUGAGUUUUUGAUUCGGCAGAAAGAUUUGGGGGUUAUUGUGGAUGAGAAGGGAAUUGCAAAGUAUCAGCCAAUGGAUUGGCGAGGUCUUGAUGUGGUUGGGUUGGCAUAUUCAUUUCCGUAUAUUUUGGCUAUGAGUGGAGAUAAGAUAUCUGUGUACAGCAUGCUUGACAAGGAGAGGAAGCAAACCAUUCCAUUUCAGGGUGGCAAGGUUAUCGGUGACUACAACGAGAAAGUAUACGUUGCUACAGAAAAGCAAGUAUACAUGCUGUCACCAGUUACAUUUGAGAAACAGGUUCAUAGUCUAUUUAGUCAGAGACGACUGUCUGAAGGUCUUCUGUUGGCUCGUGUUGGAUUUGCAUCAUGCCUUGAUGAGGCACAACAAAGACUGAAAAUGCGUCAGUGUGAGCAGCAGGUUGGAUUCGCUUUCUUAGCGGACGGCGAAUUUGAACAAGCUGUUGAUCAUUUCAAGGAAGGAGAGGUUGAUGUGAGAGAGUUGAUUUGCCUUUUUCCUGAUUUGAAACCACAAAACUUCGACUUCCAUUCUGAAGCUCAAGAACGAGGCCUACACAGCUGCUCCGAUAUCAAAACCAUUGUGAAAAAAGACAAGAAAAUGUUGGCAAAUGCGAAGCAUUUCUUGAGAGAUUAUCUGUGUGACGUUCGAACUAAACCUUCUACGUAUGGUAAACGAGAGAUUGUGGACACUGUCUUGUUGAAACUUUAUGCCGAAGAUGACGCGCCUGAGUUGCAAGAGUUUAUAAUGACGGACAAUCACUGCGCUCAGGAGGAAUCGCGAGACUUUCUGUUUGCAAAGCAGAGAUUCUAUGCACUCGGUUUGAUGUAUUGCUACGCAAGCGACGCAUCAAAGGCACUAGAAAUUUGGGUGAAAGUCGUUGACGGAGAGCUGAUCGACGACAGUCACCCGGGGUUUGAGUAUGUAGUUAAAUUCUUGUCCAGUCUUAGUGAUCAUGAAAUUGUACUGAAGUAUGCAAAGUGGGCACUGGACAAGAACCAGGAACUGGCAGCGACGAUCUUCACUAAUCGUCCUGUCAGGGAGAAGUUGGGUGAACAUUUACAUCCGGAAUUUGUUGUUAAUUUUCUUACACCAUAUGUGCUGGCACUGAGGCUGUAUCUGGAGUAUCUCGUCUUUACCAGGAAACUAGAUAGCGAAAAACAUCACACUCAAUUAGCACUCCUCUAUCUCGACGAAGUUCUUCAACUUCGAUCCAACUCCACAGCACCACGCGAGAAACUACAAACGUCAAGACAUCAACUGAAGCGAUUGCUUGAGCAAUCGUCACUCUACAGAGUGUCUGUCCUUCUUUCUCGGCUCAAGGAUACAGACCUACAUGCCGAGUGUGCCAUUCUAUACGGCAAGAUGGGAGAGCACAGGAAGGCACUUGAUUUGUUGGUUCAUCGGGUGAAAGAUUACCGAGCGGCCGAGAAGUAUUGCCAGAUAAAUGCGAUGGGAAAGGAUCGUGGAUACAGACAGAGGUUGUACUUAGAGCUGCUACAGACAUAUUUGCAGCCAGAGGAGAAAGGUCAGAGGCCGCUUACUGCUCCUGCUGUUGACCUUCUUAAUAGUCAUACAGCAGAGUUUGAUGCUGCACAGGUCAUGAAACUCAUACCUGAAGAUUGGUCCAUUGGUGUCAUAUCAGCAUUUCUCACUCACUCGCUUCGCAAGAAUUUGUCUCUCGUGAGGACGACUCGCAUACAACAGGCUCUCGAGCGAGCAACCUAUUCACACAUGUGUCUACAGCACCAACAUAGUAUGGCAACAGUCAAGCCUGUGACCAUUGCACAGGAGAGAGAGUGCCACGUCUGCCGAAAGCCAUUCAACGAUGCCACAGUCGUUCGAUAUCCAAACGGAGUAACAACCCAUCUACACUGCGGCCGAAACAGAGAAGUGUGUCCGGUCACAGGCAAACGCUUCAUUGUCAACAAACCCGAAAGGACGUAGCAACAAACAGCACAACAGCAUGAGUGUGUAUUAAUAAUAUUUCAUACUACCAUGUGAUUUGUCAAUAGAAACAUUUGAUAUUUGGGUGGAUUGUUGCUCGGCUACAUUAUGAGAUAUCCAGAGGCUGCAGGUGGAUGACCAUCGUUGGGAUUGAUUUUUAAGUACUGGUGGGAUCUUCUGAUAUC